AUGACUGAGUUCAUGGGACAGAAGAUUCCAGUCUGUUACGCCUCAUGUUCGAUAGGACAUGACGAAUCAAAGCACACGCUGCCGGCAAAGCUCAAAGCCAUCGCCAAAGCUGGGUUCAAUGCAAUCGAACUCUCCAUGCCCGACAUUCUGACAUAUGGUCAACAAAUCUCGAAAACCAAAUCAGAAAUCGAUCCCAAAGACUAUGCAACACUUCGACCCGUGGGACAAGAAAUAAGAAAGCUGUGCGAGAAACAUGGCUUGAAGGUCCUUAUUUUGCAACCGUUUGCCAACUUCGAAGGGUGGCCCAAGGGGAGCGAGGAAAGGAAGGAUGCCUUUGAGCGAGCGAAGGGCUGGAUGUCGAUAAUGGACGCCGUCGGGACAGAUAUGCUGCAGAUUGGGUCGUCCGACGCCGAAGGGAUUUCGUCCAGUUUCGAUGACAUGGCAUCUGACUUGGCGGAACUGGCAGAUAUCUUUGCGGAAAAAGGCUUCAAAAUCGCAUACGAGAAUUGGUGUUGGGCAACUUACGCUCCCACUUGGAAGGACGUCUGGGACAUCGUCAAGAGAGCUGACAGACCAAACAUUGGUUUAUGCCUGGAUACUUUCCAGAGCGCUGGGGGAGAAUGGGGAAGUCCGACCACGAAAUCUGGGUUGAUUGAGGACGUGGAUAAAAGUGAGCUGGACAAGAGGUGGAAGGCCAGUUGUGAAGAACUCUCCCGAACCAUUCCGCCAGAGAAAAUCUUCUUUUUGCAGAUUUCCGAUGCAUACAAGGUAGAGCCACCUCUGGAAGACAAGCCGGAUGAGAGUGGAUUAAGACCUCGAGGUCAAUGGAGCCAUGACUAUCGCCCCAUCCCAUACGACGGCGGAUAUUUGCCCAUCGAGGACUUCACCCGGGCAGUCUUCCAAACGGGCUUCAGGAGUUGGGUCUCGGUCGAAGUGUUUGAUGCCAAAGGGCCGGAAAAGUAUGGAGACGACAUGGGGCCUUUCGCAAAGAAAGCAUUCAGUUCGUUGCAGAAACUUUUCAAGGCAGCUGAGGCAACAGGUUGA
Capronia coronata CBS 617.96 is the source of this 1044-nucleotide messenger RNA. RefSeq lists its product as uncharacterized. NCBI's taxonomy places the organism in Eukaryota, Fungi, Ascomycota, Eurotiomycetes, Chaetothyriales, Herpotrichiellaceae. The record is from RefSeq and is a predicted model, not a curated record. The transcript is spliced from 2 exons. The coding region runs from base 1 to 1044 and encodes 347 amino acids.